Molecule: messenger RNA, 759 nt
Organism: Octopus bimaculoides (California two-spot octopus)
Lineage: Eukaryota; Metazoa; Mollusca; Cephalopoda; Octopoda; Octopodidae
Product: chondroitin sulfate N-acetylgalactosaminyltransferase 2
Cellular component (GO): Golgi cisterna membrane
Molecular function (GO): glucuronosyl-N-acetylgalactosaminyl-proteoglycan 4-beta-N-acetylgalactosaminyltransferase activity
Source: RefSeq, a predicted model, not a curated record
CUUCCGCUCUCCGGACGGACAGAGACCUUCCGCCUGUUCCUCGACCGUUUUGUGCGCACUUGCAUUCUGCAGGACAAACGAGUGUUUCUCACAGUUGUGUACUUUGGCAAGGAGGGACUUUCCACGGUCAAGGACAUGCUGUCAGGGAUGGCCCACACUUACAAGUUUAAAUAUAUCAAGCUGAUUAGCCUGAAGGAGAAGUUCUCGCGUGGCCAAGGGCUUCAGGUUGGUGCCCUCAACUGGCGCAACGGCAAUGUACUCAUGUUUUUCUGCGAUGUCGACAUUGUGUUCGGUGUGGACUUCUUGGAGCGAUGUCGACUGAACGCAACUCCAGACAAACGGGUUUACUACCCUAUUGUUUUCAGCCUGUAUAACCCCAACGUCGUCUAUUCCCUCCACGACAUGCUCAUACCCCCGGAGAAGGACCAAUUGGUGAUAUCGAGGGACACAGGGUUCUGGAGGGAUUUCGGUUAUGGAAUGACGUGUCAGUACAAGUCCGACUUCCUCACCAUCCGUGGAUUCGACGAGCAGAUCACCGGCUGGGGCGGCGAGGACGUGCUGCUCUACCAGAAGUACGUGCGCAGCAAGUACCUGGUGAUAAGGGCAACGGAUCCGGGGAUAUUCCACCUGUACCACGGAAAAACAUGCGACCCCAGCCUCACUCCAAAGCAAUAUCGCAGCUGCAUCCAAUCAAAGGCCCUGAACGAGGCGUCACACGCACAGCUUGGACUCUUGGCAUUCAAGGACGAAAUAGACAUA